Diprion similis is the source of this 710-nucleotide messenger RNA. Its product is annotated as stress-associated endoplasmic reticulum protein 2. The record is from RefSeq and is a predicted model, not a curated record. Lineage: Eukaryota; Metazoa; Arthropoda; Insecta; Hymenoptera; Diprionidae. Gene Ontology annotation, cellular component: endoplasmic reticulum. The coding region runs from base 202 to 396 and encodes 64 amino acids. The transcript has 3 exons. Gene Ontology annotation, biological process: endoplasmic reticulum unfolded protein response.
UAGGCGACGCACGCGACACGCGUCAGCGGAAUGGAGGGGAACUGAGCCGAAAGUUUCCGGGGUUACGUUGUACGCCAGCAAACGUGUCUCGUCAGUUUCUAGCAGCCACACGGCUUUCGCACGCAAUUGACACCAGUUCGAACCGAUUGAAAUACGCGUCGCGUUGUUGACUGCUGAGCUAUAAUACAAUCGCCCAAAAAAAUGGCACCCAAACAGAGAAUGCGCAUCGCGAACGAAAAGGCGACGAAGAACAUCACGUUACGGGGGAACGUUCCCAAGUCAUCGAAAGCUACAGAGGAUGCAUCGCCUGUCGGUCCUUGGCUGCUAGCUCUAUUCAUAUUUGUCGUAUGUGGAUCAGCUAUCUUCCAAAUAAUCCAGAGCAUCCGAUUAGCAUAAGUUUUUAUGAUGGAGCAGCAGCACUCCAAGGAACGCAUGCCCAAGAGACUUGUUAAGCGAAAGACUUCCACAUCUGUCCAAACUCUGUAUUGAGAAUGACUGACGUUCCGAAACACAAACAAUACUUCAGGUAGAGUUACAGCCUAAGAUAAUCAACAUACAAUAUAACAUCGUGUAUCUAUCUGUGGGAAACUUUCAUUGACUCUCAUUUAUCUCCCCUAUGGCAAACUCUACCAUCGAAAUUAAUCAAUUACUCUACAUAUUGAUCGGAUUUUAUUUAUACAUAUUUGAAAAUUAAACUAUAAAGAAAUAAA